AUGACACCACAGAAUGGAGAGGUGACAACAACUUCUACCACACUGGAUUAUGAAACUGUUCCUUCUAAACAAUACCAACUGAUCAUAACGGCAACAGACGGUAAAGACACCUCAACAGCCACAAUGUCAGUCUCUGUAGCUGACGAAAACGAGUCGUGUUCCUUCCACCAAAAUCAGUACUCGGUCACGGCCGAUGAGGGAUCGGCUGGGACCUUAUUUUCUAAUGCUGGAUUUGUGAUCGCAGAAGAAGAUGCUGGUUCCUCUCACACUUUCCAACUUAGCUGCGGAGUAGAUUCGUGGAGAUUCUCCAUGAAUUCAAAUUCAGGAAGAGUAUCAUAUUUUUAUUCCUAUGACCUUGACACAGAAAAGAUUUCUAGCUACGCAUGUAAGGUGACAGCCACUGACGCAGGAUGGUUAUCGUGCACCACUUCUCUGGUGAUCAGUAUUUCGGAUAUAAAUGACAAUUCUCCAGCUUUUGAAUCGUCAGAAGUCCCAGUUUAUGUCACACCGUACGAAACAACUGGAACAGUUCUUGUAAAUGUCACAGCAACCGAUGCAGAUGUAUCAAGCUUUGGUGACGUCAUAUAUAGACUGGAUAUGUCGUCAUAUAAUUACAAAUAUUUUGAUGUUACAUCCAGUGGAACACUAUUCGUUAACAGAAAAUUAACGGACUUUGAGGCAGGAGAUACGCUUGAUUUGAUUUUGUCAGCCAUCGAUUUUGGAGGAAAUCAAGGAACUGUAAAAAUACGAAUCGUAUUUUACGAGCUAAAUACUACGACCACCACAACAACAGAGAUGCCAGAGAAGUUUAUCACAUCAUCGUGGAAUACCCUGUGGUUAACGUGUCUGGUUGUUUUUAUAGCAACAAUGGCAAUACUUUCUAUUUUCUUGUUCUUUACAUAUACCACGCCGUUAAUGAAUGGAUUGCUAACUACAACGGCUAAAAAGAGAAGACUAGAAAGAACGAACGGGAAAAAGAUGAAAGAAGGAAAAAGUGCAAAAAAAUCAAAGAAAGGAAAAACAGAAGCUUAUCAAAAUAUCAUCCAGCAGAUUUCAAGUCUUGAUACAAAACACAAAGAAACUGUGAGAGAUGUGCAGUCAAGUCCGGUACCUAAAGGCGUAUUCCCUAAAAACUAUGGAGAAGAUUUACCCCAUGCAUCAGAAUACUAUGAUGUGUGGAAAUAAAUAUACAUCUACUGUGCAAAAAUGACUCUAAUGUUAUACCGGUAUAUAUUUUCAUAUCUGUAUACAAUUUUUACCACUUGAAAAUCAUCGACAGAUGUAUUAUUAUUUCUUAUUAAAACACUGCGAUGUCAAUUUUUUUCUAAACAAAA
Messenger RNA from Saccostrea echinata, 1334 nucleotides. RefSeq names its product protocadherin Fat 1-like. Gene Ontology annotation, biological process: homophilic cell-cell adhesion. The transcript has 6 exons. The record is from RefSeq and is a predicted model, not a curated record. Gene Ontology annotation, molecular function: calcium ion binding. Lineage: Eukaryota; Metazoa; Mollusca; Bivalvia; Ostreida; Ostreidae. The coding region runs from base 1 to 1185 and encodes 394 amino acids. Gene Ontology annotation, cellular component: cell-cell junction; plasma membrane.